Messenger RNA from Melopsittacus undulatus (budgerigar), 1040 nucleotides. Its product is annotated as regulator of G-protein signaling 9-binding protein-like. Gene Ontology annotation, cellular component: neuron projection. The transcript has 2 exons. The record is from RefSeq and is a predicted model, not a curated record. The coding region runs from base 33 to 779 and encodes 248 amino acids. Gene Ontology annotation, biological process: G protein-coupled receptor signaling pathway. NCBI's taxonomy places the organism in Eukaryota, Metazoa, Chordata, Aves, Psittaciformes, Psittaculidae.
AUGUGCUCCUCCCUGGCUCCAGCUUCAGCUCCAUGCAGGCUCUGCGGCCAGAAGCGCAGCAGGGAACAAGGGAGCACCCAGCCUAUGAGGGAGCACCCAGCAGGACAGGGGGACAGAGCCCAGAGCCAGGGGCCACCAUGGAGGGGCUGGGCCCUGCCAGAGCCUCACGGCGCAUGAUGGCACUGAGGAGAGCGGAUGUGUGCCACAUGCGGGGAGCAGCAGGACCGUGUGCUGCAGCCCAGGCCACGCUCUGCAAGGCCAUGGCCGGGCACCGGCAGCUGGUGCUGCAGUUGGGGGGCAGCGCCGACGGCCCCCGGCUGCGGGAGGAGCGGCGCAGGAGGAGCGCGGAGGCCCGAGAGCUCAGCUGCGGGCUGCGGUGUGCUCUGCUGGCAGGGCUGCGGCAGGCACCGGUGGGCACCGGGGAGCGCCGGGAGCUGGAGCGGAUGUGGGUGCUGUUCCUGUCGGCGCUGGAGCUGCUCCUGCAGGACCUGCGCAGAGCCCAUCACCUCUGCCAGCUCUUCCCCCUGCAGGGGCACGGAGCAGCCCUCCUGCGCACCGGGAUGGGGAACCGGAGAGGGGGGGGCCCCGCGCAGCCCCUGCCUGCCCCGUGCCUGGAGGAGGAGAUGGAGCAGGUGAGGGCCAUGCUGGCAGAGAUGGAGAGCGGAGCCAACAUCCCGCUGUGGACGGUGGAGGCCACGCAGGCGGCAGGGACGGGCAGCACCACGGCAGGGUCAGGGCAGGGGGGGCCUCACGCUGGACCCUUCUGCAGGGUGCUCUGAGCAGGCACGGGGGGGAGGCAGGAGCAGCAACCCCCUUGCACCCUCCGGUGUCACAGAGGAUGGGACCUUGUGUACCCUCAGCCAGGGCAAGCGAUGCCCCCACCUGCUGAGGGAAAGGGACCAGCUUCAGGCCCUUCAAGGCUCAAUAAAGCCUCUCUCACCCCACAAGGACCAGUGUUCCUCCAUUCCUGCCCACAGCUGCAGAGGGAUUGGCAGGACUCAGGGGUGCCAGGCGGCAACAGAACCCCCAGGACAUUUAUA